GAUAGUCAGAAUUUUGUACCUCGAUGAAAAUGAAAUUGAUGCGGACAAGCGAAAGCUGCUGAAUCUCGAAACGAAAACCUCGGCCUCAUACGAACUGAAUUUUGGUGCUACUGCUGGGACUUGCGUUUUAUCCCGUUCGGGGCUGCUGCAAGUAGUGUGCAUUAUGCAUUUCAAAUAUGUUGAAGUGAACGUAGUAAAAUUGAGCUCGUCGUCCCAUUGUAUACUCAUAAAUGUAUGAUGAUUUGUUUUUCUAGUCUUAGUAAACCGUUGAACUUCUUUUCCAGUGUACAGACUUGGUUGUUGCAGCACGCGACGUAUCUUCUAAAAGUCUUCUUACAAAAGGAGGGUUUUAGUUGCACGGUGUAGUAGGUAGCAGGGAGAGGUUUCCUGCUUGUCCAGAAAUAACUAGAGCAACUCACGGCAAAGGGAAAGAGCUUCUAAACUCUCAAUUUCUUGCUUUAGAAAAUAUUAUGUCGGACUUUCUUUAGUUUCCUGUACGAGUCGUUGCAAGCGCAAUCCGCUGAAAAGCCAAAGGAAAACCGAUGCCGAAGAGAUAAGACGCUCGUAUGUUUUGUGUCCAGUAGAAGUGCACUUGUUGAGUUUCAAUUUUCUCGUGUUUAAACCUCAUCUUUGUUAAUGCCUCGGAUGCGUGUUCAUCGGAUUCGAUCGAGUGAUAACUCAUGAGGGAUUGCGUUUCGUCGGCUCGUCGGCAAUAGCUUUCUAUUCUCUCGUCGUACUUUCCGGUGGAGCAGUGUCGUAGUACAUGAAGGGUAAAGAUUCUACUUUGUUUGCUUCGCGAUCUUGUUCUGGGCUUGGGGUAAGAUUGACGUGUUGAUCGUGAUGCUCUUAGCGCUUGCCUUAGCCAGAAAGUGUUUUCAUGCCGCAAACACACCAAACCCAAAAUUGCGAUUUAGAAAAACAAAAGUACAACUACUUCGAGAGAACCAACAGCUUAGUUUCGCACUACGAAGAUUUAUUUCGUCGGCUUGAAAUACCGAAUCGGCGAAGCAGAAGCUCGAAAAAAAAAUCAUGACUGUCAUCACCACUUCACCGCAGCAAAGCCCGUCCGCGGCGCUUUCCAAGGGGCUUUCUUCUAUCGACCAGGACAGCAAGGUCGCGAGCAUCGACACGCCGGUGACGAACUCGCCCGCUUCUUCCGAGUCCGGACAGGAGCUCUCCUCUCCGGAAGAGCGUGAGGACCACGUGGAGACCACCCCUUUCGGUGCGAAACAAAAGCUGCGCAUCUCCGCGCACGCGAAGCAGGUGUCGGACGAUUUGAAGACGUGCGAGAAGGAGCAGGAGGUUUUGCUGAAAGAGAACAAGCAACGGUGGGUGACCUUUCCCAUCCACUACCCCGAAAUCUGGGAGAUGUACAAGCAGCACGAGGCCUCCUUCUGGACCGCGGAGGAGAUCGACUUAACGGCCGACAUGGCGGACUGGGACGGGAAGCUGACGGAGAAGGAGAAGCACUUUCUGAAGCACGUGCUCGCGUUCUUCGCGGGCUCCGACGGCAUCGUGCUGGAAAACUUGAACAUCAACUUCGCGUCCGAAGUGCAGCUGCCGGAAGCCCGCGCGUUCUACGGGUUCCAGGCCGGCAUGGAGAACAUCCACUCGGAAACCUACUCCCUGCUGAUCGACCAGUGCUGCCGCAACGACGAGCAGGAGAAGCAGAAGCUGUUUCACGCGAUCACCACCAUCCCGGUGAUCAAUAAAAAGGCCAGUUGGGCCGCGAGCUGGAUGAACAACGAGCUGUGCUUCGCCAUGCGGCUGAUCGCGUUCGCGUGCGUGGAGGGGAUCCUGUUCUCCGGGUCGUUCUGCGCCAUCUACUGGCUGAAGAAGCGCGGCCUGAUGCCGGGGCUCACCUUCAGCAACGAGCUGAUCGCCCGCGACGAGGGGCUGCACGCGGAUUUCGCCUGUUUGCUCUACAACAUGCUGCAGAACAAGUUGCCCGAAGAGAUCGUGUUCGAAAUCGUCCGCGGAGCGGUUGACGUGGAAAAGGAUUUCAUCUGCGACGCGCUCAGCUGCGACCUGAUCGGCAUGAACGCGAAACUGAUGCAACAGUACAUCGAAUUCGUGGCCGACCGGUUGUUGGUCUCGUUGCACUACAACAAACUCUACAACGUGAAGAACCCCUUCGACUGGAUGGAGCUCAUCUCGCUGCAGGGCAAAACCAACUUCUUCGAGAAGCGGGUCGGCGACUACCAGAAGGCCGGGGUCAUGAAGGCGGCCGAGGGAGCGGGGAACGGAACCAACACCGGCGCGGAAAUGCACGGUUUCUCGAUCGAUGAGGACUUCUAAGGAAGUGGCUGUGCUCAGGUCUCACGUAAGAUAGUCAGAAUUUUGUACCUCGAUGAAAAUGAAAUUGAUGCGGACAAGCGAAAGCUGCUGAAUCUCGAAACGAAAACCUCGGCUUCAUACGAACUGAAUUUUGGUGCUACUGCUGGGACUUGCGUUUUAUCCCGUUCGGGGCUGCUGCAAGUAGUGUGCAUUAUGCAUUUCAAAAAUGUUGAAGUGAACGUAGUAAAAUUGAGCUCGUCGUCCCACUGUACUGGUACUGAUAAAUGUAUGAUGAUUUGUUUUCCUUCUCUUUACCGAAAUAAACUUUUGAACUUCUUUUCCAGUGUACAGACUUGGUUGUUGCAGCAAGCGACGUAUCUUCUAAAAGUCUUCUUACAAAAGGAGGGUUUUAGUUGCACGCUUGUCCAGAAGUGAGUAGAGCAACUCACGGCAAAGGGGAGGAGCUUCUAAACUCUCAAUUUCGUGCUGAAGAAAAUAUUAUUUCGAACUUUCUUUAUUUUCCUGUACGAGUCGUUGCAAGCCAAGGGAAAACCGACGCCGAAGGAAGAUAAGACGCUCGUAUGUUUUGUGUCCAGUAGAAGUGCUGUGGUGUGCAG
This is a messenger RNA of Amoebophrya sp. A120, 2894 nucleotides long. Lineage: Eukaryota; Dinophyceae; Syndiniales; Amoebophryaceae. The record is from the annotation of a GenBank genome assembly.